This is a messenger RNA of Racocetra persica, 355 nucleotides long. The record is from the annotation of a GenBank genome assembly. NCBI's taxonomy places the organism in Eukaryota, Fungi, Glomeromycota, Glomeromycetes, Diversisporales, Gigasporaceae.
UGCUGGCAGAACAAAGAUAAUCUUUGGAAGAAGAUGUUAGAAUGUAUGAAGAAUAUAGGAUAUUUUGAAGAGGAAGAAACAGAUGAGAGUGAGAGUGAAGAGGAUGAAAAGGAAAAUACGAAGAAUGACGAAAAGGAGAAUAAUGAAGAUGGACAUGAAGAUGAGUAUGAUGAAGUGAAUGAUGAGAAUGAUGAAGAGAAGGAUGAAGAGAGGGAUGAAAAUUAUGAUAGUGAUAGUGUGAAUAAUGAGGACGAAAAUGAAAAUGAGAAUAGAGAUAAUGAUAUUAGAAAUGAUAGUGAUUAUAGCACCGAGAACAAAAAUGAAAAUGAAGAUAGAGAUGAUAAUAAUAGAAGUG